This is a messenger RNA of Mesoplodon densirostris (Blainville's beaked whale), 3663 nucleotides long. RefSeq names its product frizzled class receptor 3 (gene FZD3). Gene Ontology annotation, molecular function: Wnt-protein binding; Wnt receptor activity. The record is from RefSeq and is a predicted model, not a curated record. The transcript has 7 exons. Gene Ontology annotation, biological process: non-canonical Wnt signaling pathway; canonical Wnt signaling pathway. Bases 460 to 2460 code for a protein of 666 amino acids. NCBI's taxonomy places the organism in Eukaryota, Metazoa, Chordata, Mammalia, Artiodactyla, Ziphiidae. Gene Ontology annotation, cellular component: plasma membrane.
CUCGCGGUCGCUCUUGAGGCGCGCGCCGGCGGUCCUCCUUCGCUCCGUUUAUCUGAGGGACCCGCGGCCACCCACGGCCGGCGCCACAGCCCCCCAGGAGCCCGGUCCCGAGGUGUGAGAUAUUUCAGUCAAGGGAAGAAAUAGCUCUUCUCCUAAGAUGGAAUCUGUUGUUUGGGAAUGUGGUUGAUCAACUUGAUCUGUUGGCCAAGUGGUGCCCUAUGUAAUAAAAUGAAAAGAAGAGGCAAGAUGAUGUCAUUUUCCCAUAUUGUGAAACCAAAAACAAAUGCCUUUUGUGAGACCAAGUUAACGAACCUCUGACGGUGCAAAGAGUAUUUCUGUUUGAAGAACUUAACAGAAAGAUAGAAGAAAUACUUUCAAGCUGAGACCUGCAAGUGUAUAAAGAUCUAAAAUACAUAUUGAGUAGGCCUGAUCAUCUGAGUCUCAUUCAGUCGAGGAAGCAUGGCUAUGAGCUGGAUCGUCUUCCUUCUGUGGCCCUUGACUAUGUUUGUGGGGCAUAUAGAUGGGCACAGUUUGUUUUCUUGUGAACCUAUUACCUUGAGGAUGUGCCAAGAUUUGCCUUAUAAUACUACCUUCAUGCCUAAUCUUCUGAAUCAUUAUGACCAACAGACAGCAGCUUUAGCAAUGGAGCCAUUCCACCCUAUGGUGAAUUUGGAUUGUUCUCGGGAUUUCCGGCCAUUUCUUUGUGCACUCUACGCUCCUAUUUGUAUGGAAUAUGGACGUGUCACACUUCCCUGCCGUAGGCUCUGUCAGCGGGCUUACAGUGAGUGUUCGAAGCUCAUGGAGAUGUUUGGUGUUCCUUGGCCUGAAGAUAUGGAAUGCAGUAGGUUCCCAGAUUGUGAUGAGCCGUAUCCUCGACUUGUGGAUCUGAAUUUAGCUGGAGAUCCUACUGAAGGAGCCCCAGUGGCAGUGCAGAGGGACUAUGGUUUUUGGUGUCCCCGAGAGUUGAAAAUUGAUCCUGAUCUUGGCUAUUCUUUUUUGCACGUGCGUGAUUGUUCACCUCCUUGUCCAAAUAUGUACUUUAGGAGAGAAGAACUUUCAUUUGCUCGAUAUUUCAUAGGAUUAAUUUCAAUCAUUUGCCUCUCUGCCACAUUAUUUACUUUUUUAACUUUUUUGAUUGAUGUCACAAGAUUCCGUUAUCCUGAAAGACCUAUUAUAUUUUAUGCAGUCUGCUACAUGAUGGUAUCGUUAAUUUUCUUUAUUGGGUUUUUGCUUGAGGACCGAGUAGCCUGCAAUGCAUCUAGCCCUGCACAGUAUAAGGCUUCCACAGUGACACAAGGAUCUCAUAAUAAAGCCUGUACCAUGCUUUUUAUGGUACUCUAUUUUUUUACUAUGGCUGGCAGCGUUUGGUGGGUAAUUCUUACCAUCACAUGGUUCUUGGCAGCUGUGCCAAAGUGGGGUAGUGAAGCUAUUGAGAAGAAGGCAUUGCUAUUUCACGCCAGCGCGUGGGGCAUCCCUGGAACUCUAACUAUCAUCCUUUUAGCGAUGAAUAAAAUUGAAGGUGACAAUAUCAGUGGCGUGUGUUUUGUUGGCCUCUACGAUGUUGAUUCAUUGAGGUAUUUUGUUCUUGCACCCCUCUGCCUGUAUGUGGUAGUUGGGGUUUCACUUCUCUUAGCCGGCAUCAUAUCCCUAAACAGAGUUCGAAUUGAGAUUCCAUUAGAAAAGGAGAACCAAGAUAAACUGGUGAAGUUUAUGAUCCGGAUUGGUGUUUUCAGCAUUCUUUAUCUUGUACCACUCUUGGUUGUAAUUGGAUGCUACUUUUAUGAGCAAGCUUACCGUGGCAUCUGGGAAACAACAUGGAUACAAGAACGCUGCAGAGAAUAUCACAUUCCAUGUCCAUAUCAGGUUACUCAAAUGAGUCGUCCAGACCUGAUUGUCUUUCUGAUGAAAUACCUGAUGGCUCUCAUAGUUGGUAUUCCUUCCAUUUUUUGGGUUGGAAGCAAAAAGACAUGCUUUGAAUGGGCCAGUUUUUUUCAUGGUCGUAGGAAAAAAGAGAUAGUGAAUGAGAGCCGACAGGUACUCCAGGAACCUGAUUUUGCUCAGUCCCUCCUGAGGGAUCCAAAUACUCCUAUUAUAAGAAAAUCAAGAGGAACUUCCACUCAAGGAACAUCCACACAUGCUUCUUCAACUCAGCUGGCCAUGGUGGAUGAUCAGAGAAGCAAAGCAGGGAGUGUCCACAGCAAAGUGAGCAGCUACCAUGGCAGCCUCCACAGAUCCCGUGAUGGCAGGUACACUCCCUGCAGUUACAGAGGAAUGGAGGAGCGACUACCUCAUGGCAGCAUGUCACGACUCACGGAUCACUCCAGGCACAGUAGUUCUCAUCGGCUCAAUGAACAGUCACGACAUAGCAGCAUCAGAGAUCUCAGUAAUAAUCCUAUGACUCACAUCACACAUGGCACCAGCAUGAAUCGGGUUAUUGAAGAAGAUGGAACCAGUGCUUAAAUUGUCCUAAGGUGGAAAACUUGUGUUGUUUAAAAAGCAGAUUUUCUUCUUUGCCUUUGCAUGACUGAUUGCAGUAACUCACUGUUAUGAUGCUUUCAGUCAGGUGCAGAUUGUGUCCGUUGAAAAGUAAACUUUUGCUUUUUAUAUUGCAACAAACUUGUAACAUCAAGGCAUCCAAAAUGCUAAGAAUUAUAUCAUCGCAUAAAUAAUUCUUAUUUCUAGGUUAUGAAGAAAUAAUUAUUUGUCUGGUAAGCAUUUUUAUAAACCCACUUGUUUUAUAUUUAGAAAAAUCCUAAAUGUGUGGUGACUGCUUUAUAGUGAACUUUCAUAUAAUAUCAACUAGUUGUGAGAUAACAUUCUGGUAGUUCUGUUAAUAAAACAAAAUUUCAAAAUUAAAGAAAUUUUCUAUGCAAGGUUUAUUUCUCAGAUGAAUUGUAGGAGUUUGUAGUUUCCUUUCCACUAAGUGAAAAAGAACUGUGUUUUUAAACUGUAGGAGAAUUUAAUAAAUAAGCAAGGGUAUUUUAGCUAAUAGAACAUAAAAUCAACGGAAGAAUCUGAUUAAUCUAUUGAAGGCUCUUCUGAAAUUAUAUCAAAAUAAUCUUUAUUCAGAGAAAUACAGGAACAGGAUUAGUGACGGAGUAAAAGCGGAGAUGGGCAUUUUUCCCAGUAAUUGUGCUGUUUUUAUUACUUUUGUAAAUAUUACUUUUACUGGCUGUGUUUUUAUAACUUAUCCAUAUGCAUGAUGGAAAAUUUUUACUUUGUAGCCAUGUUUUCCCAUGUAGUAGUUUUGAUUCAUAGAGAACUUCAUGUUCAGAUAUGUUCUGUGGAAGCAUGUAAUAGAAUAAGCAUCACACAUUAUAAGGUUUUUUUGUGGUAACCAUAAUUACAAAAUGGCAAAAUGUUUCCUCUGUAUUUGUUGUUGUAUUUUUCUACAGUGAGAUGUGAUCUUGCCAAAGCCACCAGAUCUUGGUAUCCAGGCCCCUCCUGUCAGUGGGUUGAUUGUCUGCACUUGCAUUGCCCAGUAGCCAACAGGCUACAGCUUUUGCCCCACACCCUUAUUUUCAGAUCCUGGAUCAUUCUUGUUUAUAACUGAAAUAUAUAUAACCUAAGUCCAAAGAGGUGAUUAAUUUGGGGUAUUUGAAAAUCAUUGUAGCUAAAUGGAGCAUGAUUAGUCCUGCUGUGAAGUAUCUUUUAAUCUUAAAA